Piliocolobus tephrosceles (Ugandan red Colobus) is the source of this 9564-nucleotide messenger RNA. RefSeq names its product MIB E3 ubiquitin protein ligase 1 (gene MIB1). Gene Ontology annotation, molecular function: zinc ion binding; ubiquitin-protein transferase activity; protein binding. Gene Ontology annotation, cellular component: cytoplasm. The transcript has 21 exons. Gene Ontology annotation, biological process: protein ubiquitination; endocytosis; Notch signaling pathway. The record is from RefSeq and is a predicted model, not a curated record. The coding region runs from base 224 to 3259 and encodes 1011 amino acids. Lineage: Eukaryota; Metazoa; Chordata; Mammalia; Primates; Cercopithecidae.
CGCCCUCCAGUCCGAGCCGGGGGCGCGGCGGCGACGGCUGGGCAGCGGCUUUGGGCUCCGCGGGGACCGCGCCGCCGCCUCCGUGAGUUAUUCCCACGUCCCCCGGGGCUCGCUGCCGCCCCCGCCGGCGCCGAGAGUCCGGCCCGGGCCCAACUCCCUCACGGGCCCCCCGGCGGCGGCGGCGGCGGCGGCAGCAGCGGCGGAGCCCACCGCCCGGGCCCCGAUGAGUAACUCCCGGAAUAACCGGGUGAUGGUGGAAGGGGUUGGCGCUCGGGUAGUGCGCGGCCCGGACUGGAAGUGGGGGAAGCAGGACGGCGGCGAGGGCCAUGUGGGCACCGUCCGGAGCUUCGAGAGCCCGGAGGAGGUGGUGGUAGUGUGGGACAACGGCACCGCUGCCAACUACCGCUGCUCCGGGGCUUACGACCUCCGCAUCCUGGACAGUGCGCCCACCGGCAUCAAGCAUGAUGGAACCAUGUGUGAUACCUGCCGCCAGCAACCGAUCAUUGGCAUUCGAUGGAAAUGUGCAGAGUGUACAAAUUAUGAUUUGUGCACAGUGUGUUAUCAUGGAGAUAAACAUCAUUUAAGACAUCGCUUUUACCGAAUUACUACACCAGGAAGUGAGAGGGUUCUGUUAGAGUCUCGUAGGAAAUCUAAGAAGAUUACAGCCAGAGGAAUCUUUGCAGGUGCGAGAGUGGUGCGAGGAGUGGACUGGCAGUGGGAAGAUCAAGAUGGAGGAAAUGGACGUAGGGGAAAGGUAACAGAAAUCCAGGACUGGAGUGCAUCAAGCCCACAUAGUGCAGCAUAUGUCCUCUGGGAUAAUGGUGCUAAGAACCUUUACAGAGUUGGCUUUGAGGGCAUGUCUGAUCUGAAAUGUGUCCAGGAUGCCAAGGGAGGUUCUUUCUACAGAGAUCACUGCCCUGUGCUAGGUGAGCAGAAUGGCAACAGGAAUCCUGGUGGAUUGCAGAUUGGUGACCUGGUAAAUAUAGAUCUCGACCUAGAAAUUGUACAGUCUUUGCAGCAUGGUCAUGGAGGAUGGACUGAUGGAAUGUUUGAGACUUUAACUACAACUGGAACUGUUUGUGGCAUCGAUGAAGAUCAUGACAUUGUAGUACAGUAUCCAAGUGGCAAUAGGUGGACCUUCAAUCCUGCUGUUCUCACUAAAGCGAACAUUGUCCGAAGUGGAGAAGCUGCUCAAGGUGCAGAAGGAGGCACCUCGCAGUUUCAAGUGGGUGAUCUUGUACAAGUUUGUUAUGACCUGGAACGAAUUAAACUUCUACAAAGAGGACAUGGAGAAUGGGCUGAAGCGAUGCUUCCGACUUUAGGUAAAGUUGGCCGAGUACAACAGAUUUAUUCAGACAGUGAUUUAAAGGUGGAAGUUUGUGGAACAUCUUGGACAUACAAUCCAGCAGCAGUUUCCAAGGUGGCAUCUGCAGGAUCAGCCAUUAGCAAUGCAUCUGGUGAAAGACUCUCACAACUCCUGAAGAAAUUAUUUGAAACCCAAGAAUCUGGUGACCUCAAUGAAGAAUUAGUUAAGGCUGCUGCCAAUGGAGAUGUUGCUAAAGUGGAAGAUUUGCUUAAAAGACCAGAUGUGGAUGUAAAUGGGCAAUGUGCUGGCCACACAGCUAUGCAGGCUGCUAGUCAGAAUGGACAUGUUGACAUUUUGAAGUUACUUUUGAAGCAAAACGUGGAUGUUGAAGCAGAGGAUAAAGAUGGUGAUAGAGCAGUUCACCAUGCAGCUUUUGGAGAUGAAGGUGCUGUUAUAGAAGUACUACAUCGAGGUAGUGCUGAUUUGAAUGCUCGAAACAAGCGCCGACAGACACCACUUCAUAUUGCUGUCAAUAAAGGUCAUCUUCAAGUUGUGAAGACUUUAUUGGACUUUGGCUGUCAUCCCAGUCUCCAGGAUUCUGAAGGUGAUACCCCUCUUCAUGAUGCAAUAAGUAAGAAACGUGAUGAUAUCCUAGCAGUUCUUUUGGAAGCUGGAGCAGAUGUUACCAUCACAAACAAUAAUGGAUUUAAUGCUCUACAUCAUGCUGCACUAAGGGGAAAUCCCAGAAUUGUGGAAGAGAAUAUAAAUUUUCGCUAUAAGACCCUGAGUACUUUGGCUGUGGUUUAUAAAGUUCGGAGCAUUUUAAUUAGUUUUCAUGUUCUUUACUGUUUUCAUGUUUACUUUAACCAUUUAAAAUUUGUUCUUCUCGUUCAGGGUAAUGCAAACCUGGAUAUCCAGAAUGUGAACCAACAAACUGCCCUGCACCUUGCUGUUGAACGACAGCAUACCCAAAUUGUUAGGCUUUUGGUCCGGGCAGGUGCCAAGCUGGAUAUUCAGGAUAAGGAUGGGGAUACUCCUUUGCAUGAAGCUCUAAGGCAUCACACUUUGUCUCAGCUACGUCAGCUCCAAGAUAUGCAAGAUGUGGGGAAGGUGGAUGCUGCCUGGGAGCCAUCCAAAAACACAUUAAUAAUGGGACUUGGUACCCAGGGGGCAGAGAAGAAGAGUGCAGCAUCUAUUGCCUGUUUCUUGGCAGCCAAUGGCGCUGACCUGAGCAUUCGAAAUAAGAAGGGUCAGUCGCCACUUGAUCUCUGUCCUGAUCCGAAUCUCUGCAAAGCACUGGCAAAGUGUCAUAAGGAAAAAGUCAGUGGUCAAGUGGGUUCUCGGAGUCCUUCUAUGAUUAGUAAUGAUUCUGAAACCUUAGAAGAGUGUAUGGUGUGCUCAGAUAUGAAGAGAGAUACUCUUUUUGGCCCAUGUGGACAUAUUGCUACCUGUUCUUUAUGUUCUCCACGAGUCAAGAAAUGCCUCAUCUGUAAAGAACAGGUUCAAUCCAGGACAAAGAUUGAAGAAUGUGUGGUAUGCUCUGACAAGAAAGCAGCUGUUCUUUUUCAACCCUGCGGACACAUGUGUGCUUGUGAGAACUGUGCUAACCUGAUGAAAAAGUGUGUGCAGUGUCGAGCAGUAGUUGAACGAAGAGUGCCUUUCAUUAUGUGCUGUGGAGGGAAAAGUUCAGAAGAUGCCACUGAUGAUAUCUCAAGUGGGAAUAUUCCAGUGUUACAAAAGGACAAGGAUAAUACCAAUGUCAAUGCAGAUGUGCAAAAGUUGCAGCAACAGUUACAAGACAUUAAAGAGCAGACAAUGUGCCCUGUGUGUCUGGAUCGUCUGAAGAAUAUGAUUUUCCUCUGUGGUCACGGAACCUGUCAGCUCUGUGGAGACCGCAUGAGUGAAUGUCCUAUCUGUCGCAAGGCUAUUGAACGAAGGAUUCUUUUGUAUUAACUAAGACACAUGGUGUAUUUUGUUAGCUAAUGUAUCUAGUCAUGAGAUCUUAGUAGGCUUUUGAUCUAGUUGGAAGUUCUGAUGAGUUAAUUUCUAAUAUCAUAGUUUAAUUAGGCUGUAAUUAAACUAGAUUAUAAGUUUAAUUAGAGUAUAAUUAGGCUGUAAAUGUACCAGAACAAAAAACCCUACAAAACGGUGUUGGAAGUUGUGUUUUUUGUUUUUGUUUUAAAUUUGAAAAAUCAAAUUCAUGUAACUCGUAGGUAAUUUACCUUUGGCUUCUAAGAGGAAAGUCCUUUAAGGAUAUCCUUUUUUAAAAAAUUGCAUUUUUCUCUUACAAUUUAUAAAUCUGUUAGAUCUCAAAAGACAUAAUUCUUUGUGAUCAGUUAUCCUUCAUUUUAUCAUGGUUUUACACAGUGAGUUGAUACAGGUUCUCUGAAAAGUCAUGCAUCAAAUAAAAGGGGCAGGUCAAACCAUUAUGUCACAUGGUAAAUUAUAAAAUGACAGUACUUAAGUUCCAGAUAGUUAAGGGAAUACGAAGGGAUGAUUCUCUUUUUAAGAUAACAGGAAGUUAUCCACAUAUUUCUUUCUGAAUUCUGAGAGUAAAUGGAAGCAUAGAAUGAGGGAAUAAUGACUUUGCAUUUAUCUUACUUUCUAGAUUCAAAAGGAACAUUAACUUGAAUCAGAUUACCAGUUUCAAGAUGACUGAUAGACAGGAAAAGGAAAAAUAAGCAAUAAUAGUGGGCAACUGAAAAGAAAAAAAAAACAGAGGAGUAUCUAUUAACUGGCCACUAGCAGUUGCCUUUCCUAUGUUAAUUUAUACACUAUUUUGUUCAGCCAGUGUUUUUUAAAAAAUCCGUGAAAAGUGUACUUCAGGGUUUCUGUGAUUACUUAUCUGGGCUUGAGCUUGAUCUGAGCAGUGAAAUGACAUUGCCCUAUUUGGACCUCUGAGGUUCUAUUUAGCUUUGCUGAUGUACUGAAUAGUACCCCAGUGAUCUGCAAAAAAUAAUGCCUUUUCCAAAGGCAGCAGUCUUUUCUUCUUUGUAUCAGUUAAUUCUGACAGUGUUACUGAUUCUGUCUUCAUUAUAGGCCUUAUUUCCAUUAUCUCUUUCUUUAUAGUAAGUUUUACUGUAAAGAAAACAGUCUUUCUGUGUAUACCUACAGAUGAGGAUAUUAUUUAAACUGCCAACAAUAUCCAAGACAUGGUCAAUAAUCUAAUUAUAAGUACUUUAGAAAGAGUGACCAGGACAUUUAUAGAAAUGUCUGCUUACCUGUAGACUUUAAAAACAACAACAACAAACUUUAGAGCAUUUAAUCAUUUAUUUUUUCUCCUUUGAAUGAUCUCCUUUGUAGUCUUAUUGUCUCCUGAGUAAAUAUACACAUAAAUAAGUGGGCGUUCAUUGCUGCUAGACUAUAUCAGCUGUUUACAUAGUGUCUACUAUAUGCUGUUGAUAAGCUUUUUCCUAAAAAUAGUUAUCCUCUUUUGUAGUUUUUUUCCUCCUUUAAAUCUGGCUAGCUUUUCUUACUUCAGUUUUUGUAGAACACCAACUAAAUUUGAAAGUGUAAAGUCUCUAGCCCUCAUCACACUGUUUCUGGCUGUUUAAUCGUUGCUGCCUUUGCAAGUCCUGGUGAAAGCAAUGGGGAGCUUUGCUUGCUGGUUUUGUAGUCUCAACAAUUCCAUGUCUAUGUUUAGCUGAGUAACUGCUAUCAUUUAGAACAGUACAAUUUUUAUAGAUUUCAAAUUCGAAAAUUUGUAUGGACUCAGUUAUCUAAUAAGGGGCCACUGAGCCUGUUUUUAAAACUAUUUUGAAGUUAUAAAAAGGUAGACCAUCUGACUGAUGAUGUUCACAUAAAGAGACAGACAGACAAUCUUCUUGCAGACAUGAGAACAGCAUGUUAGGUUUUUCCUUUCCUUCCAUGCCAUGGGCUACCCAUCUCCGCUAGAUCACCUGGUGAGGAGGGAGCACCUGGCUGACUCCUGCAGAGUUUGGCCAGUCAGAAUUGUGUGGUCCCUAGCUCUACUUUCCUUAAACAAAUCCUUUCUGUUUUCUGGCUGCAAUGCUGAAACAGAUCCCUCAAAGGUGAUAGCAUCUUCCAGACUAGUUUAAUUAUUUCUUUAUAAGAAUAUGACAUACAUUUUUAUUAUAGAAAUAAUGUCAUUAUAAUUUUAGUGCUAGUACUUGUGGGUUUUCUGUAUUUGUAUCACCUUGAAAUUUGUUGUGUGAAUAGAAAAUACUUCUUUAUUCAUGUUUUCAAUCACCUAAAAAUUAUUUUACAUUUAUUUUGGGUUUGUGAGAGAUAGUAAGAUUAAGAACUUCAUCAUUUCAGUGACUUUCCUCCAACUCUCUGAAUCUGCUACCUCUUAUUAUAUGUCCCUUAGCAGUACUUUUCCAAUUAGGUUUGUUACCCUCCUCAUUAGCUAAACCUCUUUAUCUUGUGCCUCAAAAGAGCUUUUACUUUUCUUAGAAUCAUUUAAAAAAAAAAGAAAAAAACUGACACGCAUUCAUGCAAAAAAGUAUUUAUUGGGCUUCAGGGAUUAGAUACAUAACAGUGGAAAAAUGGCAUCUUAGCACACUCAGAAUUUAUUGUGCAGCAGUUGUGUAUUUUAAGGAAUCUGUAGUUAAAAGGAAGAGAUCCAAAGGUCCUGAUAACAUUUCCUGAUGUUUCAGAAGAGUUGUCAUUGAGUAGUGUUUGGAUUUCCUCUCUGUACCCCUCACCCUGCCAUUUUCUCCUUUAUUCUUCUAAGAUUGUUAGUGUUGUUACUCAAAACAUACACAUACAACAUACCAGAUGGUGCUAUUCUAAUGGUAUUUGUUCACAUAAUCUAACAUUCUUACUGCUUAUACUAUAUACAUAUUUAAUUUGUUGGGAGCAAGAAGGUUUUCAAGAAAAGAUAAUUUUGUAUUAGUGUAGGAAUAUAUUAGACAAAUGUUUAGCUGGCCAAAUUAUGCAUAAGAUAUUUGUAACUUUAAACAUUGCAAAUUGACCAGCUAGCUAUGGAAUCAUAAAAUUAAUUGAUAAUUCAUGUUGGAAAUACAUUUCUUAAAUUUAUAUUUUUAUGGCUUUAGCCCGUAAGAGCAUUUUAGCAUAUUGAAAUGCAUGCUGCUUAAGAUGUGUCUGGUUCAAAUAUGAAAGCUUGCUGGGUCAUUUUUACAUAGCAGAAACAUAUUAUGUGUUGCCCAAUUGCUGUUUGUCUAUUCUGAAUUUUGGACCGUUUUUGGACUAGGAAUUAGUUAAAUUCAUGAACUAAGAGAAUUAUAGAUGGGGUAGAGUAGGAUCAGUACAGUGGGGUUACAACAGAUAGGAAAGGAAAGUCAGCAUUUGAGUGUAGAGAAAAAAAGAGGAUCAUGUAGAUGUCAUGUAUAGGCUUUAAUACAGCUUGCUUUUUUUUAAUCCAAAAGGAAAAGCACUUAUCAGAAUGUCUACCAUGUUUUAUAGUAAUAAUUUGUGUAAAAAAUUGAAUUUUUGAAUAGUUUUUUUGUAUUUUUUGUGAUGAAAAACUCAAAACAUAAAAUUUACCAUAUUAACUGUUUGUAAAGUAUACAGUUCAGCCAUGUUAAGUACAUUUACAUUGUUGUGAAACAUCUCCAGAACUUUUUCAUCUUGCAAAACUGAAACUCCAUACCCAUUAAACAACUCCUCUUUUUGUCUUCUCCUCAGUGGAAUAGAAUUUUGACUCCAUAUAAAUCAAGAAACAUCUAAAUUCUUUAGUUGUUUGUGUUUGCAGUAUCUAAGAUCAUGGUAAACACUAAGUUCUGAAAAUUUUUGGGAGGGCCAAUGUACCUCUCCUCUGAAUUGUUAGCAAUUAAAUUGAGUAGGUUUUAAAUGUCUGUUAAUUGGAAGGGUUUGUUACUUCAUUUUGAGCCAGAGGGGAGAGGCACAUUUUAAAUAUCAGAAUUAGAUUAACUUUGAGUUUGUACUAAAUUGGGAACAUAAAAGAUUUUCAUAAAUUAUGUGUGCCUUGUUGGAAAUGUCAACUGUCUUUAUGUCUGCUUGUAAAAGUUUCAAAGUAUGUUUUCCCUCAAAAAGGCAAUGUUACUUCAUUUGCUUGAUUAUGAUAGGAAUGCUUACUGAUAUUACUUGAUAGUCAUAUAUAACCUAGGAACUUUAACAUAUAUAUAACUAUAGCAGUAUUAAUAAUGAUAGUUGUACUUCUUUAAAACAUUAAAUUUGAGGAAACUUUAAUGCUGUCUCAUGUACAUUGCUUUACUACAGUGAGGGGGAAUAUCCUUUAGAUUGAGCCUCAAUUUACUGGUUAGUAGUAUGUGAAACUCUGGUAUAAAAACGUGAACUAGACAGUAGAGCCGAUGAAUUAAAAUUGUAAGUUGCUACAUUGGCAUUUUCUACCUCCUUUUCUGUCAGAGUAUUACUUUUUCCAGCAUUUAUACUUAUUUGUGAGGAAAGAGGAAAUGGGAACCUGAGGUUAAAAUUGACGUUUUUGUUUCAUUGAGAAUUUAAGCGGUAGGUACAGGAGAAUUGACUUGUCACAUUAAUUUGGUGCCUAAAUCCGUAACUGCAAGUUAUAAUUGACAAGUACAAAAUGUCUAAGAAAGGUCAUAUGCUGAAUAUUUUACUUUUCCUGUAUAGUCUGCAUGAUUUGUUUCAUAAACCCAGCUUAUUUCCUCCAAAAAGCAAAAUGGUCCUGUAAUUUUUAAAAUAAAAUAAACAUGCCGUUUUGUCUGUAAUCUAUAAUUUCAGGAAGUUAUUGAAAGUUCUGACUCAGGGCUUUUUAAGAGUUCAAGCAGUUGUCAGUUGUAUUUUGGAAGCUCCAUCUGUGUAAUUCUUCAGUGCCUUGAAAGAAUUAUUAACUUGGCAACACUAUUAAAACUUUAUAAAAGAUGGUCUUUAGUGCAUGUGUAUCAUUAUAUACACGUUUUAAAGUCAUAUUGCUUAGCUUGUUGUUAAUGAUUCUGCAUGUGUGCUGGGUUUGGGUAAUUCUUUAAAGGAAGUUUUCUAGAUUUGCAAUUGAUGUUUGUUUUUUAAAAACUGAUUAUUUAUGGCCAUGACACUGUUACCAGAAAAGUAAUUCUAAUGAAGUUAUUAUGCAAAGUCAUCUAUAAGUAGUGUCUGGGAAGAGGAGUCGAGGUCACAGUUGGCUAUUUUAGAAUGAAAGGAGGAUCUGUUUGGGAAACAUAGAUUGUCUUCCCCUCAAAUGAGAGAAAAACAAAAAGACCUUUUGUUCAAAUGGAUUCUGUUUUAAAAAAAUAUUUUUAAAGGAAAUCACAAAUUGCAUGUCAUUCUUAAUGCUAGUCUUACAGACUAAAUCCCUAAAAUUGUUUUUAUGUUCAGUAUGUUUGUGUCAUUGUAAAUGCAGUAUAUUCGAUGAUAGCAGUUCAAUUGACUCAUAGCAGUGUUUUGUAUUUUUUUCAAUUGUUUAGCUUUCAAUAUUGGAUUAAAGCCUUGUUUGUGAAUAUAGUUUCUGUAUGGCAAAUGAUUCUGCUUAUUAGCUUUUGUUAAAGAAUGCUUAGUAAGAGCUAAGCUUUUAAAAGUAAUGCAAACAUUUGUCAUUAAUAAAACCUAUGGUAUAAUAUCAUAUAAUGCUUUGAUCUUUUGAGAAUUAUUCUUUUAUAGUAGUAUACAUGAAUUUUGGUUUUUAAAGCAUUGAAAAAAUCUUAAUACAUUAAAAAACUUGUUAUUGUUAAAAAGGAAAUUACCAUGCCUUUAAGAAACAAGGAUGUACAUCUUCAACUCAGCCUAAGUGUCCACAUCUAGAAGGCUCUCCUUGCAAUGGUUUACAAUUAAGGUACCUCUAUCUAAAGGGCCAAAGAAGCUUUUCAUAUUUUAACACCUCACAUUCUUCAGGAUUAAGACAUAUGAAAAUAGUCUGAAUAGGAUAAAUUUGAUAGGAAGUAAAUUGAGCAGUCUGGAAGAUUCCUCUUUUUCUAUAAAAAGAUGAUUCCUCUUCACAACUCAGAUGUAGAUUUCAUUUUCAAGAGGUAGACAUUUUGAAGCAGUGAUCUAUUUGGUUUUUAGUUUUAUGAGUAAAUCAUUAAUUGUAUGCUUUGGGGUUGUUUUAUUUUCCAUGUUAAUAUAAGCACUUAUUUCUGAAGUUAGUGAGAGGUCAUCUAGCUCCAGUUCAAAAGAUUAUGUGUAUCUGAUGUUUAAGAGGAAAAACAUCUGAAAAAAGAUCUUUUGUUUAUUUGAUAAAAGCAUAUAUAUUCCAACAUUAAAAUUGUGAAUUUAUUUUGAGUAACCUCUAAUUAACUGUAUUUUUUUGUUUCUGUUGCUGUAUAAUUAGAAAUUUCAUGGCAAUAUUUUUUACUAAAUUGAAACUGUAUAGGUUUUAAAAAUAAAGAUGUUUUAGAAAA